Archocentrus centrarchus (flier cichlid) is the source of this 4379-nucleotide messenger RNA. Its product is annotated as trichohyalin. NCBI's taxonomy places the organism in Eukaryota, Metazoa, Chordata, Actinopteri, Cichliformes, Cichlidae. The coding region runs from base 703 to 3615 and encodes 970 amino acids. The record is from RefSeq and is a predicted model, not a curated record. Gene Ontology annotation, biological process: metaphase chromosome alignment; regulation of G2/M transition of mitotic cell cycle; mitotic cell cycle. Gene Ontology annotation, cellular component: spindle pole; nucleus; chromosome, centromeric region. Gene Ontology annotation, molecular function: dynein complex binding; microtubule binding. The transcript has 10 exons.
CUGCAGGCUCAAGCUGACAAGCUUUCUCUACAGAAGCAGGCAUUGGAGAAGGAGUUAGAUACUCUGAAAGAGAAACUGAAAUGGACGGAGGGACAGCUGAAGGACAGCCAGAAGAAAGAAGCACAGACACAAGCCAAACUCACGGAAGCGGUGCGUGAGGCAGAGGGUGUGGCAGUGAGUCUGGAGCAGAGCAGGAAGCGAGAGCGAGCUCUGGAAGAGGAGGGGAGGAGACUUGCGGAUGAGCUAGCCGACACCUUGCGUCUUCUCAAAGAAGUGCAGGAGCAAAAAUUAGCACCUCCUCCACAGCCUGUGCAGUUUUGCCCUGUUGGACAGAGUUUUUCAUCUCAAUCUUCCUCGUCUCAUCAUCCUCGACCUUCAGCCCAAACCAAGAGACCUUCUUCAAACCAAGCUGAGCAGAGGAGGGAGGAAGAAAAGGGUGUAACGGAGAGAAGGACAGAUAUUACAGCAUCUUAUCCUUCUGACAGAGAACCAGGAGAAGGAAUUGACUCUGAACACAUCAGUGUCUUAAUCUCCCCAGACUCCUCAGAGUGUUUACAGAGAACAGUACACAAAGGGAAAAGUAAUGAAGAGGAGAACAAAGCUAUAAAUGAGGAAUGUGACAUCUCUCAUAGGCCCAUCAAUAACUCUGAGAAUGCUGAUGGAGUGAUAAAUCUUGAGCACUCACCUCAGGCACAAAAUUUGAUGCUUCCUGCAGAAAAGACACCUGCUCUCAAGUCUGAGCAGACCAUCCCCUCUGAAGACCUCAAGAAGGAAAACGCCAUGCUCCGUUCAGAGCUCCAGGAUGUACGAGAAGAACUCCAGAAACGACUGGAGGACCUGGAAGCACAACGAAGGGCUGAGACAGAAGCCAGGACCCGCCUCAAACAACUCAGCCGGAAACAUGCCAGCCAGGUUGUGGAGAGGGAGGAAAAAGGCAAGGAGUGGAAGGCACAAUUGGAGACUGAGAGGGCCGAGACAGACAGGCUGAGGAGGACAAUGGCUGCUUUGGAGGCAGAGAUGAAGAGUGCAAAGGAGGGAGGAAGCAAAAAGGAACGAGAGGAGCAGGAGGGAGAGGAAAACAAAUUACAAGAAGAUAGGGAGAGUGAACUAAUGGAGCUUAAUAUCCAACUUAAGAAACAGCUAGGGGAGGUGAAAACCCAGCUGGCUUUAGAACGAGAGGAAAGAAAGAGAGAAGAAGAGGAGAGAAGCCAGAUAAUAAACACAGACAUUGAUAUAAAGGAACAGCUGAGCAUGAAAGUGGCAGAACUUAAAGCUGAACUGGACGAACUGAAGCAAAAAAGGGAAAACUCACAAGAAGAGGAGAAGCACACAGAUGCAAACAGCCCCCUGACGUACUUGACUCUUCGUGAUGACGAGCUCAACUCCAACAUUGUUAGCUGUGACAACAAACUCUUGCUUUCAGAGGAGCACCUCCUUUUCUGUCAGUCCACCAACCAGCACAACAUGCUUGUUUCUCAGGCAGCAGAUGACAUCCAGGAAAAGAGCAAUGUCAUAGACACUGAGCACUCACCUCUGUCAGAUGAUGUUCAGAUAGGCCUAGUGCCCUCAGACCUCCAGAAGGCUGAGCCUGCUGCCUCUGAUUUGGUGAAAGAGAUGGAGCGCCUGAAGAACAAGAACGCAAAGGAGACAGAGCGUGCUAACCAGUGUCAGGUUAAACUGGAGGCCCUACAGAGCCAGGUGACACGUCAGACCCAGCAGCUUACCAUGGCCUUCGAGAAGCAGAGUCAGCACAUCACAGGCCUUCUAGCUGAGCUACAAGAGAAGGAGAGUGCCCUCCUCAGCCAAAGACAGGAACUGCUACAAUGCAAGCAAGAGCUGGAUGCACUAAAGAAAGACAGGAAGUAUGAGGUGAAGAUGAUGGUCAAAGAGGUGGAGGAAGAAGGAGAAAGAGAAGAACAGGGAGAUGAGAAACUGGUGGAGAUCUCAGAGCUCCAGAUGAAACAGGAAAAGGAGAGUAGGGUCACCUGUGAAACUGUAGACUCACUAGCUGAAAGUGACUUGAAAGCACAGAGUGAUGCAAGUCAACCAGAGACACGUGACGAUACUCAAACAGCAACGCCUGUUAGCAGUGAAGAGGCUGAUCAAACACACUGUUCGGGAGAAGAGCAUUCUGAACCUGUAGACUCAAACAAAACUCAGAGUAACCCUGUGAUGGCAGAGAAUCAGUGCGGUCAAAAUCGAGAAAAAGCAGACAUCCUUACAGAACUGCUCACUCUCAGACAGGAGAAUCAGCUGUUAAAACAAAGAAUUGAGGACUUGACCGUCUCUGAUGCACAAAACCCAAUAUUACAGACUGACAGUGAAAACCAAGAAGAACCAAAGCAAAGCCAAAACACAUCAAAAGCUACUCUGUCCUGCUUGGCAGAGGACGUAACACUGAGUCUGCUGAAUGAUGUCAGGACUGAGGGGCUGGAGUCAAAUAUGAAGAAUGAAGAUGAAGGGCAAGAUUUGGAAAAGGAAGAUGGGAGAAUCACAGGAGCUGAAGAAGACCUGGAGGAAGUGUCUCAGGUCCAUGUAACUCACCUACAGCAACAGGUGGAGGCGCUACAGAUGAAGGUACGGUCUCUGUCUGAGGAGACCCAGCAGCAGGCUGAUGAGCUUGCUGUAUGGAGACUGGCCUCCCAACCAGUACCAACAUUUGACGAAUGUGAAACCCACGAACAGACGUCUGCUGUCAGACAGUCCCACUCAAACCAGCAGCAGACAGAUGAGAUGACCCAGAGCCUGGCUCAAACUGUUCCUGAUCGGGUUCAGGCACCCACACUGGAUAGUCAGAAGUGCCAGGAUAAUAUCACAGUGAUCAGGGAAGAUGAAUUAUUCCUUUCCUGCUCUUCCAACAAACUUCAGGGCCGCAUGUUGUUCUCCAGACUUCAGAACAGCAGCCUUACUGAACCAAAUAUCCUCCAUCCAUUUAAACUGACUGCAGUGCCUCAGGAAUACAAUCAGGACUCUGCCAAGACUGACCAGGAAUCUGAAAAAGAAAACCAGAUCAACUUCUCACAAUGGUCAGAUAAUUGUCCAACAGUGAGAAGAGACACCGAACCCAUCCAAAUGUCAUCAGGGAAAAUGGCUCAGCAACACGUAGCCAAAGUCUUGGAGCUAAAUCCGACCAAAACAGAAGCCAAUCCAAAUAUAACCACUAAUUCCUCAGAUAGAGAUGUCAAGAUAGAAAUGAAAAAUGUCAGCAGUCAAACAGAGGAGAGUUUGUAUUCUCGUGGUGUUUCAACAGUAUGUGUUAACACUCAGACUGAGAUGGAGGAAGAAGAAGGGUCAGUGGAUUCCCCUCCACUCUCUCCUGUCCAAUUAUCUGAAGGGGCGGCAUCAGGAGACAAAAUAUUGUUUUCUGGUUCUUUCCCCAUCCCGGCUGACCCAGCCCGGCUGGCUGAAAGAAUCCGCCGUAACAGGACGCAGUUGUCAGCCGCCUUUGAUGAUACAGAAUACGAACCCUAUGGCCUGCCGGAAGUCGUCAUGAAAGGUUUUGCUGACAUUCCCAGUGGUCCCGCAUGUCCUUACAUUGUGAGAAGAGGUUUGUUGGGUACAGCUGUGUUACCUGUCUCCCAGAAGGAUGCAGGAAAGGAGGAGGAGAUGGAUUAAAACACAGCAAAAGGUUUUUUUGCAGAUCUAGUGGAAAGCCCUGAUCACCAUGGCUUCACUAUGAACCUGAAUGAUAGAUGACAGCAGCUGCACAGAAACUCAAAGCAAUUAAGACCUUGAAAUAAACACAGGAGCAGUUUAAAAAGCUGCAAUCAGAUGCGGACCUCUGUACGUGUGGGUGCAGGUAACUGGGCCUGCACUGACAAAAUAAACACCUCCACUGUGGAUCCAAAAAUGUUUUAAUGGCCACUAGUUUAUCCACAAAUUACUAUAUGGAGACUUUGUUGUCCAUCACAAUGCUGUCACUUUACACCCACCUGUAUAUUUGGCUACAGAGGUGGUGGUUUAGUGUGAUGCUUGUUGAUGUUUCUUGAACCACUUUUCCAAAGGGACUGUUUAGCUUUUUGAAACUCAGAAUUAAGUUAUGGGCCUAGCCUGGACUUACUUUGCAUGGAACAGUGCCUAGCUGGUGUUUUUCUAAACAAGCACUUGUCAAGAUAAGUUUGACUUGUUUUCCAAAAGGGUGAAGCAAAGAGAGGCCUGUUAUGGGAAAUAUGUUUUCAUCUUUAAACCUCACCUUUAAACCAUUUCAGGUGGCUUAUUUAUGAACACUUGAAUGUGUUUUCAUAGAGGGGAGGUGUUAAAGAAAAAUGUGUGAAAACAUAGUGAGUGUGUGUGAAUCAUUAGCUGUGAAUUUGCACAUUUGUGUCCCCAUCUUGGUGUGUGUGUGUGUGUGUGUGUGUGUGUGUGUGUGUGUGUGUGUG